Sclerotinia borealis F-4128 is the source of this 723-nucleotide messenger RNA. The record is from the annotation of a GenBank genome assembly. NCBI's taxonomy places the organism in Eukaryota, Fungi, Ascomycota, Leotiomycetes, Helotiales, Sclerotiniaceae.
AUGUCUGUUGUUGCUGCGAAAAAUCGUUUGAUGGCCGAGUAUAAGGGACUUGCAAAGGAGUUAUGGGUCAAUAUCGAGCUGGACGAAGGUGCCCUUUUUGUAUGGCAGAUCGGUUUAAUGGUCAUUAAUGAUGAGAGUAUUUUCAACGGUGCUUACUUCAAGGCCGAAAUGACUUUCACCGACAAUUAUCCUUUCAGUCCUCCCACCUUUAAGUUCCUCCGACCGAUCCAACACCCAAAUAUCUACCCCGACGGCAAUUUAUGCAUCUCAAUCUUACAUGCUCCCGGAGAAGACGAGCAAUCUGGGGAAACUGCCAGUGAGCGUUGGUCACCAUUACAAGGAGUUGAAUCGGUCUUACGUUCCAUCCUCCUUCUCCUUGAUGAUCCCGAGAUCAACUCUCCUGCAAAUGUCGAUGCAGGAGUGAUGUACCGUGAUAACAGAGAAAAAUAUAACCAGGAAGCUAAGGCCGCCGUUGCUGCCUCGAAGCAGGAUAUUCCGGCCGAUUUUGAAAUGCCCACAACACUUGAGACUGCCCCUCCCGCCAAACUCGUCAACGAUGAUGCAUUCUGGGCCGAGAGUGAUGACGAGAACGAUUUCGGAGCUAGCGACAGUUCUGGAGAAGACUUUGGUAUGGAGGACGGAGAUGAAGAGGAAGAAGAAGAGGAUGGUGAAGAGCCUGAGGGAAGCGAGGAAGAGGUCGAAGAAGAAGAUGUGAAAAAAUAG